CGACAACGUAAGUUACGCAAAAUAAAUGUGUGACGUUGUGUUUCUGUGACAUAAUUUGAAAUCACUACUGUACAGCACAAAAGACAAGUCAAAGAUAAGUGGAAGACACAAAAUUGAAAAAAUCAACGAUAUGGAGAAGGAAUUUUCUUCUACAAAUUCAGAAGGUCCUCUGGACGGCCCGCAUGCGUCAAAAAAGAUUAAUGUCAAUCAUAAGCCGGGAAAUACUAACACAUAUAACAAAGAGAAAUAUACGCCAAAAAAGAAACAUUCACCGAUAUACCAUCCAAACGUUCAAAAGGUGCCAGCUAAACUAAAACAUCUUUCAACUGAUUCCCAUGUUUCGAGAAAGGAAGCUUUUCAGUUGGAGAAAGAAGAAGAAGAAAACGAAGAGAAAGAAACCCCAAGAGAUACCCACAAAAAAACACAUUCUGAAGAGACGAAAAAUGAAAAAGCUACACAUUCAAAAGAAAAAAUGCAUACAAAGGAGGCACUUCUAAAGGAGAAACACCAUGCUAAGAAGACGCAUCCAAAAACGACACUCAAUGAUGAUGAAAUAGAGACACAUCUUAUGGAAAUACACAAUUUAAAGAAAUCACAAGCAAAAGAUGUACACGAUGUAAAAGCGCUGGAUACAAAAGAGAAACAUAAAGAAGCACAUCCACACGAUGUAAAAGUAGCACAUCCAAAGGAGAAGCACGAUAUAAAAGAAGCACAUUCACACCAUGUUAAAGCAGCGCACCCAAAGGAGAAGCACGAUAUAAAAGAAACACAUUCACACCAUGUUAAAGCAGUACAUCCAAAGAAGAAACAUGAUGAUAAAGAAGCACAUUCACACCAUGUUAAAGCAGCGCACCCAAAGGAGAAGCACGAUAUAAAAGAAGCACAUUCACAUUAUGUUAAAGCAGCGCACCCAAAGGAGAAGCAUGAUAUAAAAGAAGCACAUUCACACCAUGUGGAAACAGCACAUCCAAAGAAGGAGCAUAAUGUAAAAGAAGCACAUUCAAUCCAUGUAAAAGCAGUACACCCAAAAGAGAAAGAUGAUGUGAAGAUAGCAUAUUUAAAGGAAAUACAAAAGGAAAAUGAUAUCAUGGAAACACCACCAACAGAUGUAAAUAGUGGAAAGGAAAACCAAUAAAAAGAGGAAAGUAAUACAAUGGAAACACGACCAACAGAGGCAAAUGAUUGGAAGGACAAUAAACUAACAGGGGAAAUUAAAUGAAGAAAAUAUACUACCAAAAGAUGCAAAUAAUGAAAAUAACAGACAACAAACAGAGGACACGAAUGAAACACAAUCUAUACUGAAAAUUAUGUAAAAUAAACUGAUAUCACAGAGAUA
Mytilus trossulus (common blue mussel) is the source of this 1336-nucleotide messenger RNA. RefSeq names its product histidine-rich glycoprotein-like. The record is from RefSeq and is a predicted model, not a curated record. The coding region runs from base 131 to 1135 and encodes 334 amino acids. The transcript is spliced from 2 exons. NCBI's taxonomy places the organism in Eukaryota, Metazoa, Mollusca, Bivalvia, Mytilida, Mytilidae.